This is a messenger RNA of Humulus lupulus (European hop), 4372 nucleotides long. RefSeq names its product ABC transporter B family member 4-like. Gene Ontology annotation, biological process: transmembrane transport. The coding region runs from base 497 to 4300 and encodes 1267 amino acids. Lineage: Eukaryota; Viridiplantae; Streptophyta; Magnoliopsida; Rosales; Cannabaceae. The record is from RefSeq and is a predicted model, not a curated record. Gene Ontology annotation, molecular function: ABC-type transporter activity; ATP hydrolysis activity; ATP binding. Gene Ontology annotation, cellular component: membrane. The transcript has 13 exons.
AUUGUGCUCGAGUGUUAUCGUAGUACAUCAGAGAUGGAUGCUUCAUCAAACGACGUGAAAAAUAGUGUCGUUUGCGAUUUGAAUAAUAAUAAGGAUUUGGAAAAAGACGUGGAGGAAGAUAGUGGUGCUCGACAGUCUUAUUGGUCGUUGAUGAAGGUUGUGGGGUUGAAGUUGGUUGUGAAUCAUAACUCAUAUGCUGUUUAUAUUGGCCUCUUUUGGGCUAUCAUUGCUAGCAGCAUGACUAGAGUCCCCAAUGGCAGUGGAGAAUGACUUGGGUAGCAAUACAAGACGCAUUAGCUGAAGAAUGACUUAGCUUAGUGGAGAAUGACUUGGCUUAGUGCUAUACAAGAUGCAAUCCAAUGACUUGGAUGGCAGUGGAGAAUGAUUUGGCUUAUAUAAGAUGCUUUAGCUGAAGUUAUACAAUAUCAUCAACCUCAAUUCCUUGAAAAAGGCAACUUAAAAAAGUUGGAUUAGUAAUAUUCUGAAGCUUGUAACUAUGGCAGUGGAGAAUGACUUGAAUAGCAAUACAAAUGGGUUUGUUCAAGUCUCUGAGGAAGAGACUAAAGAAGAUGAUGAUAAGAAAACCAAAACUGUGGCGUUUCACAAGCUGUUCUCAUUUGCAGACUCCAUAGAUGUUUACUUGAUGAUAAUAGGCACUUUAGGUGCCAUAGGAAACGGUUUGUGCAUGCCCAUAAUGACGAUUCUGUUUGGUCAAUUGACUGAUGCUUUUGGAAAUAAUAGCCAAAACAACAAACACACUAUUGUUCAUGAUGUUUCCAAGGUUUCUCUUAAAUUUGUUUACUUGGCAAUGGGAGCUGGGGCUGCAGCAUUCCUCCAGGUGGCUUGUUGGAUGGCCACAGGGGAGAGACAAGCUGCCAGAAUAAGGAGUUUGUACCUGAAAACUAUAUUGAGACAAGAUAUAGCUUUCUUUGAUAAGGAGACGAACACCGGCGAAAUUGUUGGGAGAAUGUCUGGUGACACUGUUUUGAUCCAAGAUGCAAUGGGAGAGAAGGUAGGGAAGUUUAUACAGCUUGUAUCGACAUUCUCUGGAGGAAUUGUGAUUGCUUUGAUUAGAGGGUGGCUUCUAACUCUAGUCUUGGCAUCCAUUAUUCCACUUCUUGUUGCAGCAGGCGCUGUUAUCUCUAUCGUCAUCUCUAAAAUGGCAUCUCGUGGACAAACUGCUUAUGCCAAAGCAGCAAACGUAGUUGAUCAAACAAUCAGCUCAAUAAGAACUGUUGCAUCAUUUACAGGAGAAGCGCAAGCUAUUUCCAAUUACAAGAAGUUUCUUGUGAAUGCUUACAGAUCAGGUGUUCAUGAAGGCUUGGUUGCUGGAUUUGGCCUUGGCAUGUUCAAGCUAGUCAUGUUAUGCAGUUAUGCUUUGGCUGCAUGGUAUGGUGCAAAGCUGAUAUUGGAGAAAGGCUACACUGGUGGUGCGGUAGUGAAUGUGAUUAUUGCUGUGUUGACUGGUUCUAUGUCUUUAGGACAGGCUUCUCCCUGCAUAAGUGCAUUUGCUGCUGGUCGAGCUGCAGCCUUUAAGAUGUUUGAAACAAUCGAAAGGAAGCCAGAGAUAGACGCUUAUGACACAAAAGGAAUUGCAUUGGAUGACAUUUGUGGAGACAUAGAACUAAGAGAAGUUUAUUUUAGUUAUCCAACAAGAUUGAAUGAUCAAAUUCUUGAUGGAUUCAGUCUCAGUAUCCCUAAUGGAACAAGUGUAGCUGUGGUUGGUCAAAGUGGGAGCGGAAAGUCAACGGUGAUUAGUCUGAUAGAGAGAUUCUAUGAUCCACAGGCUGGUGAGAUUCUAAUAGAUGGCAUCAAUCUCAAAGACUUUCAGCAGAAAUGGAUAAGGGGGAAGAUUGGUCUUGUAAGCCAAGAACCAGUUUUGUUUUCAUGUAGUAUUCUUGAUAACAUCUUGUAUGGAAAGGAUGGUGCUUCUAUGGAAGAGAUUAAAGCUGCUGUCAAACUUGCUAAUGCUUCUACUUUUAUAGAUAAAUUGCCUCAGGGACUGGAAACCAUGGUUGGUGAGCAUGGAACUCAGCUUUCUGGUGGACAAAAGCAAAGGAUUGCCAUAGCAAGAGCGCUUGUUAAAGGUCCAAGGAUAUUACUUCUAGAUGAAGCCACUAGUGCCCUUGAUGUAGAGUCUGAGAAGAUAGUGCAAGAGGCAUUAGAUCAAAUAAUGCUGAACAGAACUACUGUGAUUGUUGCCCAUCGUUUGAGCACAAUAAAGAAUGCUGAUCAAAUCGCGGUCAUUCAUAAAGGAAAGAUCAUUGAAAAAGGGCUGCACUCAGAACUAAUCAUGGAACCUAAUGGGGCAUACUCUCACCUUAUUCAAUUACAAAAUGUAAACUCAAUUGAUAACAGCGGAUUAUCUAACAUGUUAACCAAAAAGACAUCAUUGGAACGGUCAAUAAGUCAAGGAUCAUCCGGAGCAGGAAACAGCAGUCGCCACUCUUUCAAUGUGUCAUUUGGUUUUCCCACAGGACUAGAUGUAGUAGAAAAUUCAACACCAGAACCAGUCUUAGAACUAAAUCCAGCAACUGGACCACCUCCAAAAGUUCCAAUUUAUCGCCUUGCUCUUCUCAACAAGCCAGAGAUUCAAGUGAUUCUGCUUGGAACACUAGCUGCAAUAGCCAAUGGUGUCAUGCGUCCAAUGCUUGGUUUAAUCAUCUCUAGUUCAAUAAAAACUUUAUACGAACCGCCUGAGGAACUAAAAAAGGAUUCCAAAUUUUGGGCACUCAUGUAUGCAAUCCUUGGCCUUGCAUCACUGCUGGUCAUUCCAACAAGUUCAUGCCUUUUUGCUGUGGCAGGCUGCAAGUUAAUCCAACGUAUCAGAUUGAUGUGUUUCAAGAAAGUGGUGUACAUGGAGAUUGGGUGGUUCGAUGAAUCUGAGAACUCGAGUGGCAUGAUUGGUGCAAGGCUUUCGACCAAUGCAGCCUCAGUGAGGGCCUUAGUUGGAGACACACUUGCUCAAGUUGUUCAAAACCUUGCAUCUGCAGUGGCCGGAUUGCUCAUUGCUUUCCUCGCAUGUUGGAGACUAGCUUUUAUUGUCCUCGUGUUGUUCCCACUUAUUGGAGUGACUGGAUAUUUUCAACUGAAGUUCAUGCAAGGAUUUAGCUCAGAUGCAAAGAAUAUGUACGAAGAAGCAAGUCAGAUAGCUAAGGAUGCAGUUGGCAGCAUAAGAAUAGUGGCAUCUUUUUGUGCAGAAGAGAAAACUAUGAAACUAUACAAGAAGAAAUGUGAAGGUCCUGUGAAAACUGGGAUAAAGCAAAGCUUGAUCAGUGGAAUAGGAUUUGGUUUGUCUUUCGUCUUGAUGUUUUGUGUCUAUGCAACUAGUUUCUAUGCAGGAGCACACUUUGUUGCAGAUGGAAAGGCAUCAAUGUCGGGAGUUUUUCGAGUUUUCUUUGCUCUUACCUUGGCUGCAAUGGCAAUAUCUCAAUCAAGCUCCUUACUUCCUGAUUCUACCAAAGCCAACACUGCUGCAGCUUCAGUAUUCGCCAUAAUAGACCGCAACUCAAAAAUCGAUUCCAGUGAUGAGUCUGGAAUGAUAUUGGAUAAUGUAAUGGGAGAAAUUGAGCUUCAUAAUGUGAGCUUCAGGUAUCCAUCUAGACCAGAUGUUCAUAUUUUUCAAGACCUCUGUUUAACCAUUCAUUCAGGGAAGAGAGUUGCUUUGGUUGGAGAAAGUGGGAGUGGGAAAUCUACUAUAAUAUCUUUGUUGCAAAGGUUUUAUGAUCCUUGUUCAGGGUGUAUUAGACUUGAUGGUAUUGAAAUUCAGAAGCUGAAACUCAAGUGGUUGAGGCAGCAAAUGGGAGUAGUGAGUCAAGAACCAGUUUUGUUCAAUGACACAAUUCGUGCCAACAUUGCUUAUGGAAAAGAAGGAACUGCAACUGAGGCAGAAAUCUUGGCUGCAGCAGAGUUGGCCAAUGCCCACAUAUUCAUUAGUGCAUUACAAAAGGGUUAUGAUAGCAUGGUGGGAGAAAGAGGAGUACAAUUGUCAGGUGGGCAGAAGCAAAGGGUAGCCAUCGCACGUGCAAUGAUGAAAAGCCCAAAGAUAUUACUAUUGGACGAGGCCACCAGUGCACUAGAUAGUGAAUCCGAAAGAUCAGUCCAAGAUGCAUUGGACCGGGCCAUGGUGGGCCGGACCACAGUCAUUGUGGCCCAUAGGCUGUCCACAAUCAAGAACGCUAAUACAAUUGCAGUCCUUAAACAUGGGAUUAUCAUUGAGAAAGGGAACCACCACACUUUGAUGAAUAUCAACCAUGGAUUCUAUGCCUCUUUAAUGGCUCUUCACUUAAAUACUUCUUAGUACCUUGUUUUUACUACUACUACUAGUGAAAAUAAAGUUAAGAUAAACUUAUAUCCGGUAUGUUUUUUUCAA